AUGGAGGUCCCACGAUUUCUCAGCGAGAUUUUCCCGCAGGAUCAGACCGAUCUUUCAUGGGUUCCCGAUGGGAUGGAUCCCAAUUCGUCCUACAGGCUUGCUGUGCGUGUCGGUGCUUAUGUGAAAUUGACUGAUGAUGGCAACCGUGUUUAUUGUGAUGCAUGUAAUAUUCCAAAGGUUUUAGAUAGGGAUCACACCAAUUGGAAAGAUUUGGUAGUUGAUAUUGCUACAGAAAUUAAUCUAGGACCUAACAACAAGUUGCGUGUCACAUAUUGGGACAAAAUAAAUCGUAGCUAUGAGGAGGUUAGUUCUGACCAGAAAUUAAUUGAUGCAAUUGACAUGUAUUGGGAGAUAAGAAGGCUUUCAUUGCAAGUCUGUGUUAUGAAAAAGGAUUAUUCAGAUUCUGUGCAUGAAAUUGGGCGGAAGCAAAACAUGCCUUGUGUAUUGCAGGGAAGCACCGAGACCUCAGAUGCCCAGAUUAUUGCAGUACCUUCAUCUGAAACUGCACCAUCCCUUUUGGAGCCUCUAGUUCAGGAAAGUGUUGAAGUAGCUUGGGUGGACGAUGAUGUAGAGUAUGUUGGUCUGGAUGAUGAGUAUCCUUUCAAAACUUUACUUUCUGAUUCUGAAUGUGAUGGGUUGGAUGAUGUUUUAGAGUGUGUUGACUUGGAGGAUGAUGCCGAGUGUGUUGGCUUGGACGAUGAAUUAGUUGUGGAUGAUGCAUUGGGUUGUGAAACAUUUAUACAUGCAACGGAUUUAGAGAACCCGACAAUAGCAGUUGGUGUAACUUUUAGGGAUGGUGAUACUUUUAAGAAAGCAAUUAGGCAAUAUGCAAUUAAGGGUGAAUUCGAAAUUGCAGCUCCCUAUUCUGAGUCAACAAGGUAUAGAGGGUAUUGCAAAGCUGAACGGUGCAAGUGGCGGAUACAUGCUUCACGGUUGCAAGAUGAAAGGACAUGGAAGAUAAAGAAAAUACCUUAUCCACACACUUGUCAAAGCACAGGGAAAGUUGAAAAAAAUAGCAUGGCAAGCAAUCAUUGGGUGAGGGAUAGGAUUCUCGAUUGGCUUGCAAAGGACUCUACAAUUGGAGCUAAAGCACUAAAGACAAGAUUAGAAGAGCAGUAUCACCUGCAGUUGUCAUACUGGGUAGUGUGGGAUGGAAGAAAUAUGGCUUUGGAACAACUCAAAGGAAAGUGGGAUGACAGUUUCGAGCACAUUUUCAGUUUCAAGGCAGAGGUUGAGAAGACAAAUCCUGGGAGUUUGGUGGACAUUGAAUUUGAGCAAGUUGGGAAGAAGAAGAGAUUUACUAGAAUGUUUGUUGCCUUAAGCGCAUGUGUGGAUGGUUUUCUACAUGGUUGUAGGCCUUUUCUUGGUGUGGACUCCACCCACUUGACUGGAAAAUGGAAGGGUCAACUUGCAUCGGCUACUGCUAUUGAUGGGCAUAAUUGGAUGUUUCCUGUGUGUUAUGGGGUAUUUGGAUCAGAGACAACUGAAAAUUGGUCAUGGUUUUUUAGCAGACUUCAUCAAGCUAUUGGCUCACCUCGAGGCCUAGUGAUCUCAACAGAUGCAGGAAAAGGAAUUGAUUCUGCUGUUACUCACAUCUUCAAAAAUGGGGUUGAGCAUAGAGAGUGCAUGAGGCACUUAGUUGCAAACUUUCAGAAGCGGUAUCGAGGUGAAGUCUUUGAGAAGCACUUAUGGCCAGCAUGUAGAGCUUACCAGAUACAUAGAUUUGAAGAGCACUAUAAUUUGAUGUAUGAAGCUUGCCCUGAAGCAAUGAAGUGGAUACAUGAUAACCACAAGCACCUCUGGACAAGGCACUUGUUUUCAGAAGCAAGCAAGUGUGAUUAUGUCACAAAUAACAUAGCUGAGACAUUUAAUAGCUGGAUUAGGAAUGAAAAAUCCUUGCAUGUGGUUGAUCUUAUGGAUAGGAUAAGACAAUUAUGCAUGCAAAAAAUGUUCGUGAGAAGAAAAAUUGCUAUGAAGCUUAAAGAUAAGAUACUGCCUAAUGUCAUGAAGGACCUCUUUGCAAGGAGUCGAGGCUUGAAAUAUAUCUGGAGGUAUUCACACAAAGAAGGUGGUAAAGAAGGUGAGAUGUUAGGUGAAGUUGAAGGUGUUACAAAGAAUCUAGUUCAUUGGAGGCAUACUGUUGAUCUCCAUGAGGGGAAGUGCACCUGUAGGCGUUGGCAAAUCACCGGUCUGCCAUGCACACACGCUUUGUGUAUUAUAACCUCAAUUCGAGGUUAUAAUAUUGAAGACUAUGUUCAUGAAUAUUAUUCUGUGGCAAAGUUCAAGAAAGCCUAUGGAAAAUCUGUAAAGCCAAUGACAGAUAGGAAACAAUGGCCUCAAGUUAACCCAGGGUUCAAGUUGUGGCCUCCAAUUCUCAAAAGGGCAGCAGGGAGACCAAGAGUGAGAAGAUACAAAUCAGUAGCGGAAGGGGGCUUUGGAAAAAGAACCACAAGAUGCAAAAGGUGCAAGCAGCUUGGACACAUGGAAAAAACAUGUAACGAGUAUGUUUAUGAAUCUGAUGCACCACCUCCUGCCCCUCCAAAACCAAAGAGAAAGAGAGGCAAGAAAAAUGUCACAGUAGUGCCAUCUAGUACUGCUGAACCAACACAGCAACAACCAUCAUUUUCUGACCCAUUUGCUACACCAUCUAGAGCAAUCUCCACUGUUUCUACACCAAGUCCAGUGACAAGGAGUAUGUCAAGAAAAAUGCUGGAAUAUGACUUAUCUACACCAACUAGAGCCAUGACACUAGUUUCUACACCAAGCCCUAUCACAAGAAGCCGUAAGAGGAUACUUGAACUUGAAGACACUAUAGAGCCUGUUCAAUGUCUUGCUUUAUCUCCAGUUCCUAUCAACGACAAGGAAAAGCCAAAAAAGCUGAAGGUUGUCAGAUUCAAGAAAACAUAAGCUAUGUAGUGAUAUGUUCAUGUAGU
This is a messenger RNA of Panicum virgatum (switchgrass), 2933 nucleotides long. RefSeq lists its product as uncharacterized. The coding region runs from base 1 to 2907 and encodes 968 amino acids. Gene Ontology annotation, molecular function: zinc ion binding. The record is from RefSeq and is a predicted model, not a curated record. Lineage: Eukaryota; Viridiplantae; Streptophyta; Magnoliopsida; Poales; Poaceae. The transcript has 6 exons.